AUGCAGGAGGUGGUGAAGAAACGGCCAAUAAUCUCUGCAAGGGAAAGAGGCCCAGGCCCUGGACGCUACGCUUUGCCCCCUACAGUGGGAUACAUCAACCAUGACUUCACCAAGCCCAGCAGCCCAGCUUACUCAUUUCACAGCCGCAUGAGCAGUGCCAUGGUCUCAGUGGACUCUAGUCCAGGACCUAGGUACCACAUUGAUGCCAAGGUCACCCGCUUUGGGCGAAUGGAAACCCCGUCAUACUCCAUUCUGGGCAGAGGAAGGCGCACAGGGAGAAAAGUGUUGCAGACCCCUGGACCGGGGGCCUACAGCCCUGAAAAAGCUCCUCCUCUCAAUGCUCACCAGAGACCACCAUCCUACACCAUGGGCAGCCGUACCAGAUACCGCUCAGUGGACACUGUGCCGGCACCAAACAGCUACAGUCUUCCUAACCUGCUGGGCUGUCAGAUCCCCAACAAACCCUCCACUGCCAGCUUUAGCUUCUCAGGCCGCAGGAAGGUUGGAGCUCCAUCAGAGGACCUCUCCAUGAGCCCUGGACCUGCAAAGUACAACAGCAUCAAUCCAGACAUCUACCGCCAGCGUCAGCCUUCAUUCUCCAUGCAGGGCCGGACAAAGAAGCCGAAUUAUUCCUCUGCCAUUCCCGGACCGGGCACUUACAGCCCAGAGAAGUUUUACACACACCUCCCCAAACCUCCGUCCUGUACUAUGGGCAUCAGACACUCAGAGUUUGUCACCCCACUUGUGGUGCAUGUUAUGGACUGA
Cheilinus undulatus (humphead wrasse) is the source of this 765-nucleotide messenger RNA. It is a transcript of the gene odf3l2a, whose product is annotated as outer dense fiber of sperm tails 3-like 2a. Gene Ontology annotation, cellular component: cytoskeleton. The transcript is spliced from 5 exons. The coding region runs from base 1 to 765 and encodes 254 amino acids. Lineage: Eukaryota; Metazoa; Chordata; Actinopteri; Labriformes; Labridae. The record is from RefSeq and is a predicted model, not a curated record.